Capsicum annuum is the source of this 1199-nucleotide messenger RNA. Its product is annotated as HMG-Y-related protein A. Gene Ontology annotation, biological process: negative regulation of DNA recombination; chromosome condensation; nucleosome assembly. Bases 388 to 990 code for a protein of 200 amino acids. Gene Ontology annotation, molecular function: nucleosomal DNA binding; double-stranded DNA binding. The transcript has 2 exons. Gene Ontology annotation, cellular component: nucleus; nucleosome; nucleolus. NCBI's taxonomy places the organism in Eukaryota, Viridiplantae, Streptophyta, Magnoliopsida, Solanales, Solanaceae. The record is from RefSeq and is a predicted model, not a curated record.
AGAACUCCAUCUUUCAUUUUCCAACAUGGUAAUUACUUUCCAUUUUCAUUUGUCCUACCCUUAUUUUUUAUUUUAAUAGAAGAUUAAACAAAUAAAUAAAGUUAAAACAAGAAGUGAAAUAGUUAUAUGCAUAAGGACAAAGCACAGCCAUGUCAUCAAUCCGCGUGAAGUUUUCUAAAUAUAUUCUAUACCGUUGAUUAAAAUCCCCAAAAUCAAUCCCCCACCGUAGGAUCACUCUCCUCGUUCUCCUCCCUUUUCUCUCCUCCCUUUGAUCUCAUCCAUUUAAAUCCACUUCUUCCACUCCUAAUUUUCGUGCACCCGAAAAAAAGAAGAAGAAGAUUCAUUACUUAGCUUUAGAACUUUGGUUUCUGUGUAAAACAAAAAUCAAUGGCUAGUGAAGAUUUAAGUGAUAACCAGCCACCUCCUACUCAGCCUCAACCUUCAACACUCCCUUCUUACCCUGAUAUGAUAAUGGGAGCUAUAGAAGCGUUGAACGAAGAAGAAGGUUCAAAUAAAACAACAAUAGCCAAGCAAAUUGAAGCAACUUAUGGUACACUCCCAGCAGCACAUGGUACACUUCUUGCACAUCACUUGAACAAAAUGAAGCAAACUGGACAGCUCGUUUUGGUGAAGAACAACUACGUGAAGCCUGAUCCUAACGCGCCGCCGCGUCGCGGACGCGGUCGUCCACCGAAGCCCAAGGCGCCACUGCCGGCGGGUUACGUGCCGCCACCGCCAAGACCACGUGGACGGCCUCCCAAGGAGCGUGAUCCGCACGCGCCGAUUAUGGUGCCGAUGAAGAAGAUCGGUAGUAGUGGUGGUGGUUCUGGUGGAAGUGGCAAGAAACGUGGAAGGCCACGUAAGUAUCCGGUGGCGGAGGCGACGGCGGACGCUGCGGGGGUUGCGGUGACGCAGCCAAUUGGCACUCCCAGGGGAAGAGGAAGGCCACCGAAGGUGAAACCUCCGGUGGCUGCAACUGUAGGGGCUUAAGUGAAAAGAGGAAAUAGUUUAGAGACUUCUAUGGCAAAAAGCUAACUGUCUGUCUUUUUCUUUUGGGAGUAUUUUAUCUUUUUGAAUUUAGUGUUUCAGUCCCUGUAGUUUUUUUUAAUGUCUUUUGUAGGAUAGAUGUGUGACUGGGUGAGUGAUUUGUAAUGUUAUAAUUGGGCAUGUAAAUGAAAUAUUGAGGCUUUUUAGGGUUC